This is a messenger RNA of Carlito syrichta (Philippine tarsier), 1347 nucleotides long. RefSeq names its product mucin-4. The coding region runs from base 1 to 1347 and encodes 448 amino acids. Lineage: Eukaryota; Metazoa; Chordata; Mammalia; Primates; Tarsiidae. The record is from RefSeq and is a predicted model, not a curated record. The transcript is spliced from 8 exons.
AUGCUACAUGCCAGAACACAUCACAUCACAGAGCAGAGGAGUCUCCCAGGUCUCAACUGUCUCAUCUUUCCCUGGGCAGAGAAUGGGACAUUGCUAUGGACACCAAAGUCGCUGGAACCAUUCACUCUGGAGAUUCUAGCAAGAAGCGCCAAGGACGGCUUGUCGUCUAUACUCCAACCCAAGACUGUGGUCUGCAAUUGCAGGGCAAAGAGCCAGUGUCUGUAUAACCAAACCAGCUGGGCAGGCAAUUCCUCCCUCGAGGUGGCUGACUGCAAGUGUGACAAGGACACCUCCGGCCGCUACUGCCAGCGCUUCAGGGACCCCUGCGAAGAGCAAUGCUUCCCGAAUGUCAGCUGUAUUCCUGGGAAGGGCUGCGAGGCCUGCCCCCCGAACCUGACUGGGGACGGGCGGCACUGUGCAGCCCUGGAGAACAUUUUCCUCUGCCAGAACCAAUCAUGUCCUGCAAAUUACUGCUACAACCACGGCCACUGCUACAUCUCUCAGACUCUGGGCUGCCAGCCCACGUGCACCUGCCCCCCAGCCUUCACCGACACACGCUGCUUCCUGGCUGGGAACAAUUUCACUCCGACCGUUCGUCAAGAACCUCCUUUAAGAGUCAUCCGGCUCUUGCUCAGUGAAGACGAAAAUGCCUCCGCAGCAGACGUCAACGCCUCGGUGGCAUACAGACUGGGGACGCUGGACGUGCGGGCCUUUUACCGGAACAGACUAGUGGAACGAGUGGAACAAAUUCCCUCAGGAAGCUCCAUUCAACACUGGAACGUCAUCUCAGAGUUCCAAUACCGCCCUCGGGGCCCUGUCAUCGACUUCCUAAACAACCAGCUGCUGGACGCCGUGGUGGAGGCGUUCUUACGCCGCAUUUGGAGGAAGAAUAAGGUGCCCAGGAGUGAGGCGCCCAGGAGUGAGGUGCCCAGAAAUGACGUGGUCUUCUACCCCAUCUCCAGGGAAGACUUACACGAUGUGACGGCUUUGAAUGUGAGCACAUUGCAGAAUUACUUCAAAUGCAGCGGCUACCAGGGCUACCGCCUGGACUACAACCCCCGGAGUGGCUUCACCUGCGUGUCCCCAUGCAGUGAGGGCUACUGCGACCAUGGUGGCCAGUGCCAGCACCUGCCUGAUGGGCCCCACUGCAGCUGUGUGCCCUUCUCCAUCUACGCGCCCUGGGGCGAGCGCUGUGAGCACCUGAGUCUGAAGCUUGGCGCGUUCUUCGGAAUCCUCUUUGGGGCCCUGGGCGCCCUCUUGCUGCUGGGGGUCGGGGCGUUUGUAGUCCUGCGUUUCUGGGGCUGUCCCAGAACCAGUUGGUCCUACCCCCUGGACUCGGAAAGCUGA